This is a messenger RNA of Aspergillus terreus NIH2624, 681 nucleotides long. RefSeq names its product glutathione S-transferase family protein. Lineage: Eukaryota; Fungi; Ascomycota; Eurotiomycetes; Eurotiales; Aspergillaceae. The record is from RefSeq and is a predicted model, not a curated record. Bases 1 to 681 code for a protein of 226 amino acids. Gene Ontology annotation, cellular component: cytoplasm; nucleus. The transcript is spliced from 2 exons. Gene Ontology annotation, biological process: translational elongation.
AUGCCUCCCCUCGGUUUGCUUUACACUUUCAAUUUUAUGCCCAAUCCGCGGGCAAUGAAGAUCAUGGCCGUCGCAAAUAUGAACAACCUGGAAUUGGACGUUACGCCUGAUUUUGUCCUCAGACGCGACAACAAGACACCAGAGUUCCUCGCAGACUACCCGAUGGGAAAGGUCCCUGCCUUCCGAACGGCAGAUGGACUGAAGAUUUUCGAGUCUGAUGCUAUAGCCCAGUAUGUUGCUGAGUCGGGGCCUUUUUACGAACAACUCCUCGGCCACAACAUCGCAGAGCGCACGAUCAUCCGACAAUGGAUUUGCAUGGCGAAUAAUGAGAUCAUGGAGCCUAUAUUGCCACUGGUUUUGUGGCGAGUUGGGCGAAGGAUCUUCGAUCAGAAGAUCGAGACGAUCAACCUCGAGAAGCUCGAACGGGGUCUCAAUUGUCUCGAAGGACACAUAAAAGAACGUGUGUGGGUGGCAACAGAUGCCAAGCUAAGCCUGGCGGAUAUCAGCAUGGCUUCAGCACUAUACUGGGGAUUCAAGUUUGUUAUUGAUAAAGAAAUGCGCCAUGCAUAUCCCGGAAUCAUGGCGUGGUACAAGAGGACUCUCGAGAGCGAUGGAGUCAAGGAGGCUUUUGGAGAGAUGGACCUCAUAGACAAGCGCAUCGUUCAAGAGGAGGAACACUAG